Microthlaspi erraticum is the source of this 741-nucleotide messenger RNA. Lineage: Eukaryota; Viridiplantae; Streptophyta; Magnoliopsida; Brassicales; Brassicaceae. The record is from the annotation of a GenBank genome assembly.
AUGGCAACUAUAUCGAAAAUCAACGAACUUACUCCUCACAGGAAUGACCGGAGAAUUAGGGUGAAAGUUUUGAGAAAAUGGUCCGGGAUGAUUGAUGGAGGUGUUGACAUAUUGUGUUUUCUCUUAGUAGAUGAUCAUGGUGGAAAAAUACCUGCCAAGGUCAGUCCAGGAGAUGGUCUGUACGAGAAUUUCGAUCUUUCGCUGCACGAGGAACAAUGGAAAAUCAUCACUGGAUUUACCGUGGAGUUGUCACCUCCUGGAUUUCGUUUUGCUAUGAAUCACCAUACAAUCAUCUUCACAGGGAAUACACAUCUGCAGAGUUCAUGGGGUGUCUGCGCAGAUUACAUGAACUUCAGAAACUUCACUGACAUAAUGAAUGGAGACUAUACUUCGAACUAUCCAAUUGAUCUCCUUGGCUAUCUCGAUGGAGUUAGUGUAAUAGAGGUUGUGACAGACCAUACCUUUACACUAGGUGAUGACAAGGAGACAUCAAGAGUAACAUUCACGAUCAAGGAUCUUGGAGGUCGCACACUGGAAUGCAAAGCCUAUGGAGUUUUGGUGAUACAACUUUAUGAAAAAUUGUGGAGGCAUGGUGGAACCGAAAUAUUCAUCACCAUGAGUGAUUGGAUGGUUUACAAGGACAGAGGAACAAAUGAGAUGAAGAUUAAGGACGCUGGAGGAAUAUCUAGAUUUGAGUUCAAUGCUAUUUGCCAGGAUGUUUAUGAGUUCCGCGCAGCAUAG